GAAGAAGAAGAAGAAGAAGAAGAAGAAGAAGACUACAAAGCUAGAGGCUAGCUGGAUGAAAUCUGUUUUCUGCCGUUGUUCUUUCUUUAUUUCAGUAAAACAUGAGUCCGCUGUGUGAGCACUGCGGAGAGAACAUUACGAAGAUAAGUCAGCAGAUUUCUGUAAUGCGGAAAGAAAUAAAAAAUUUGAGGCAGACGCUGGACAGUGCUGCCAGAGCUCAUCGCAAACAUCUGCUCUCAAUACAGACUGCUGUGUCAACCACUGACUUCACUGGCCAUGAUAAAAAGGACUACACACCUUCAUCACCUUCAUUAUCAGCGCAAGAUGCGUUACAGCAAGGAAAGAUCCAGACUGUGCCGAUCGGUUACAUCAGCUCCUGUUUCUCCUUGAAGAACGGGACGCCCAGGCAGCCGACGAUCUGCGGCCCGUCACGGGCGCGGCUUCAGGUCCAGCAGAGUGUAUUCAACAACCCUGAGCAUGCUCUGGUGGGCCUCGAACAGUAUUCGCAUGUCUGGAUUAUAUUUCUUUUCCAUAAAAACGGACACCUGAGCCACAAAGCCAAAGUGAAGCCGCCCAGAUUGAAUGGCCAGAGAGUCGGCGUCUACUCGACACGAAGCCCACACCGGCCAAACUCCCUGGGACUGACGCUGGCAAAGCUGGAUAAAAUUCAGGGCGACACACUGCAUCUCUCCGACAUCGACAUGAUUGCUGGCACUCCUGUCCUGGACAUCAAACCUUACAUCCCUGAAUACGACUCGCCCCGCGAGAGGACAGCGAUGGACUCGAACCCGCGUCUGCUGGGUGUGUCUGAAAACGAGACGGACCUUUUAAACUUCCAUCUAGACCAAGAUGCUCAGCGAGAAGAGAAAAGAGCAGGUGAUGACGAUAAAGAUGAGAUUUGUCGGCAGCCUGCUCAGUUUAUUCUGCCCAAAGAAGCAGACAGUUUGCUGAGAGAAGUCGAGUCAUUUAUAAACAAGGAUGACCCAUCUCCACCUGAGUGUAAGAGCAAAGCCAGAGUUCCAGACUGUGUCAAAGCCGAACCUCCAGCACCGAUCGUGGACCGGCCCUGCUAUGGUGGAGAAUCCAGCACAACCGUUGCCGACUGGAUCCGAGAGCCUCCGGUUUCCCGCCUGGAUGUGCGCUUUACCCCUCAUGCUCAGGAACAGCUGGAGGAGUUCGUUCCUGCACAUCUGUCAGAGCCGUCCGACUGCAGCAGGCCCAGAUUUAAGUUUCUGCGCAGUCCAGAGGAGGCCGCCGCUGCCAUCAGGGGCGUGCUGUCAGCAGAUCCCAGGUCCGUUUACAGGAGAACCCGAUGCAGGGACAGACUCUUCUUCUUCACUCUGGACACGGCGGAUGUCACUUGCUGGUUUGGACAAGGGUUCGCCGAGGUUCUGCAGGUCCGCCCUGUGGGAUCGCAGCAAGCUGAGGAGCCACUGGAGUAGAACGACAAUCUGCCCGUUAAAUUCUCCUUUCUGCAAAGUUUCCACGCAGAUAAACCUCUUAAUACAACAUUCUGGGAAUCUGAGGAGAUAUUCAGUUUUAUUCCUGUCAGUUAAAUAAAAAAAAUGGUUUAAAUAUAUUUGUUUCUUUUUUCUUUUUCAAAAUGUAUUAGUUUGUAUUUUGCUGAUUCUGUUAUCCUCACCAGGGAACUUUUAAAGCAUUGGUGAAUAAAAUUGUUCUGUUACAAAUUCACGACAUACAGUACUGGUAACAUUUACUAACACUUGUGCUAAAGAUGUGUAAAAAAUAAUCAGGCAUUAUUGGAGGGAUCCAAGAGCUCUGAGGAACCCAUGACCGCUUUAUUUUUCUUCCAUUUGCUAGCAGGGCUAACUAGCUUUGAUAGACUUAUGUUAUUCUUUUGUUUUUUUCUUCCUAAGUUGUGUCUCAACCAUACUGCGCCAACACCAUAACUGACAAUUUACAAAAUUUAAAUGAACUUUUGUGAAAUAAAGGAUUUGGACAUCA
Fundulus heteroclitus (mummichog) is the source of this 1965-nucleotide messenger RNA. RefSeq names its product tRNA methyltransferase O (gene trmo). Bases 102 to 1442 code for a protein of 446 amino acids. NCBI's taxonomy places the organism in Eukaryota, Metazoa, Chordata, Actinopteri, Cyprinodontiformes, Fundulidae. The record is from RefSeq and is a predicted model, not a curated record. The transcript has 6 exons.